ACAGUUUCCUAAGAUAUUCUACAACGCAAAAAACUCUAAUAAAAAGAGUGAGAAGAUACAAUCUUAGGAUGCUAAAGAGAGACACUAAAAUAGUUUGCGCGUGACUAAAGUCACCAAAUGAGAAAAGUUUUUUGGGCGGGUUUGUUUCAAAUUCGAAUUAAGUGAGGUUAUGUAAGGGUGUUUGUAUGUAUUUGAGAAGUUAAAAAAAUUAAUGAGUGAAUUUCUCGUGAUACAAGUUGGUCAAUGUGGCAACCAAAUCGGCAGUUUUCUCCUACCUGAAAUUCUCCAAGAGUAUGAUAUAAAAAUAACUAAUGACUCUCCAGCGAAAUCUAAACGCAAUAAAGCGGAAUUACAGCAAUUCAUGUCGAGUUUUUUUAAUAUAAGUUCAUCAAGUACUACUUUCGAGACUUUGAGCGAUUUAUUGAGAAGUAAAGCAAAAGCGAGGUUUUUAUGCAUCGAUAUGGAGGAUAGUGUAGUCGCUAGAUUCAAAUCGGGAAAAUUUCGCGAGUUAUUUGAUAGUAAGUCUUUGAUCACACACUAUCCUGGUUCUGGGAAUAACUGGGCAGAGGGCUAUUGUAGCCAUGGYCCUAAAUUUAARCAAAAAAUUCUCAAAGCGAUACAAUACAACGUYGAGAAAUGUAAUCAUUUACACGGGUUUUUAGUUUUAUUUUCAAUGGGGGGUGGCACAGGGUCAGGGCUAGGAACAUUCAUAGUAAAACUACUGGCAGAUAAUUUUCCAAACAUAGACAGGUUUGUAGCUUGUGUGUAUCCAACAGGCACAGAAGACGUAAUUACAUGUCCCUAUAACAUGGCUUUUGCCACCCAAGAACUACUAGAAAGUGCCACUUGUGUGUUUCCAGUUGAAAAUAGAGCACUUCUAGACAUUGCUUUGAGACACACAGGGCGAUACAGUGCAAAAAAUAAAACGUAUUUCUCCCCGUCUAGACCAUUUGAAGAUAUGAACAAAAUUAUCGUUGAUAUGAUUUUACAUUUAACGAGUGGUUCAAGAUUUGGAGGAAAAAUGAACAUUGAUAUGAAUGAGAUUAACACAAAUAUGGUACCAUUUCCCAAACUAAAUUUCUUAGCCAGUGGUUAUAGUCCUUUUAAAUUAAAAUUUUUUAACUCAAGCACAAACAGUGAUCAAUUAAAAAACGAACUAUUUUUAUCAUCCUGUAGUAGAAACAAUCAACUGAUAAAAGUCGAUCCUUUUGAUUCCAGAUUUAUGGCGAUGAGUCUAACUUUAUUAGGAAGAGGAAAUUAUUCAAUAAAUGAUAUGAGGGGUUACAUUGAUAAGUUGAAAAGUAAAUUACACUUUGCUUGUUGGUCAAACAAAGCUGUUAAAGUGGGAUUAUGUAAUGUCGCCCCCAAGGGAUUAGAUUUUUCAAUGUUUUCAUUAUGUAACACCUCAUCAACGUCAAACUUAUUUCAAGAGGUUUUAAGCCAAUUUACGAAACUAUACCAAAGAAAAGCCCAUGUUCACCAUUACACUGCUAUAUCUGGGUUUAACUUUGAUCAGUUUAAGGAAUGCCAAAACAGCAUUCAUGAUAUAAUUGAAUUUUAUCAAGAUAUCGGUCAGAGAAGAACCAAGUAGCUUGUUAACUUUUUAAUUAUAAAAUAUAAAACCAAAAAAAGUAUUCACUUAAAUUGUAAAUCACAUGAAAAUACAUCUCAACUACCAUUAUGUGCAAUAAAUGAUCUACACAGA
Messenger RNA from Tribolium madens (black flour beetle), 1705 nucleotides. Its product is annotated as tubulin epsilon chain-like. Gene Ontology annotation, cellular component: microtubule; cytoplasm. The record is from RefSeq and is a predicted model, not a curated record. The transcript is spliced from 7 exons. Lineage: Eukaryota; Metazoa; Arthropoda; Insecta; Coleoptera; Tenebrionidae. Bases 212 to 1591 code for a protein of 459 amino acids. Gene Ontology annotation, biological process: mitotic cell cycle; microtubule cytoskeleton organization. Gene Ontology annotation, molecular function: structural constituent of cytoskeleton; GTP binding.